Molecule: messenger RNA, 1410 nt
Organism: Fusarium sp. VM40
Lineage: Eukaryota; Fungi; Ascomycota; Sordariomycetes; Hypocreales; Nectriaceae
Source: the annotation of a GenBank genome assembly
AUGUCUUGCCCAUCUCCGUCGAGGUACGCCACCUCUCCCUCGUGCUACCGCCUUGUUCUUCCGCUUGUACUCUCGCCCCAAACCGCGACUGAGCCGGUUCUGUUACAAAUAUGCAUCCACUCCAACUGGAUACCUCCCCUCGACCGCGCAAUCCACCUCGCGCGUGACUCGGCCGUCUUAAGUCCGCCCGAUAUCCACGAUCCGCCAGAUGUCGAGAUUGCCUACCCGGUAACAAACGUCUGGAGAUAUUAUCAAGAUGGGUCGCAAGAUGAAUACGGUGUUGAUGAGCCCGCAGACGACGAGGACGAUGACGAUGACACGAGGAGCAUAUGGCUGGAGUUCCCAGAGUCAAACAUUCUACCAAGGCGUCGUUUCUCGUGGACAUACAUACUCGCUGUACUCGGCAUCGCAUAUGUUAUUUGUGCUUUGAAAGGCUAUGUCAGCCAUCCAGCCUGGGUAAUCAUACAAACAACAGCCUCAUCCCCAGAACCGUCCAUCUGGCAACCCAUCGAUAUGAUCUACAACACCUACGAGGACGCAUUAAUGCCGCUGUUCACGCACUGGCAGCACCCAAGCCUGCGAACACCCCUUCGCCACCAUGUCCUCCAUGCCGCCCUGCUCAAAGAGCUUCAGAACAUCCAGCUCGGCCUGGCAUCUUGGCGAGGUACAGCCAGUAUCCCGGGGCCCGACCCAUCGCUAGUCACCGACGCGGGGCAUCUUGUGGAUGAGCUUAAAGCCCUGCAGAGGGACUUUGAUGUAUUGUUCGACGACGGACAUGAGUGUCUGGGUGCAUCUCUGGCAAACGGGUUGUUAUAUAUAAUAGACCGCGAAAACAGCACCGAUAUCAUCCGCAUUAUGGAUAGAUUCUGGACAAGCGCAGAAUUCAAACAUGGCGCUGUCUUGCAGGAUCUCAACAGAUUAUACCACAGACUCAACGGUCUCGACGUAUCGACUUUUCUCCAAGACCUCAAGUCCGCUCUUUCACCUUAUCAGGGGAGAUGGACAUAUCAGGAUUGGAUAACAACAACUCUCGACGCCGCCAACUUUAUCCGCAAGAGGGUUCUUCCAACAACCGAACCUACGGCUAUGGUGGUAUCAAACGCGAUAAAACGUAUUUCGGCGCUCAACUCGAGCAUCACAUCCAACAAGCAGUUCUGGAGCAACAGGAUGCUUGACGGAGCGGAUCGAAGCGUUGUAUGCGAGUUUAUGAGCAGCGAGCCUAGGUGGUGGACCAGCUGGGUCAUGGGUGUCACGAGCCAUCACAGGUGGGUAGGGCAUGUAAGUAACGAGAGCUUCCACGCACUGAGGGAGACGGCUCGGAGGGGCAAUCUGGCCAGAGUCUUGGUGAGUCUGGCGCGCUUUGAGGAGGAGGAGAAAGGUUUGAUUGGGAGGGAGAGGUUUAGAGAGUAG